GUCAACCAUUGUAGUCUUGCGAUACCCUGAAACCCAGAACAGAAGCAGAGCAGGUUGUCCGCAGUGACCAACUAAAGAGAAUGGCCUCUACCAUCAGCCUCCUUUCUGAGAAGCACUUUUUGUGCGCCCUGUGCAGAGACAUCUUCACCAGCCCGGUGACCAUACCAUGCGGACACAGCUUCUGCUUGUCCUGCCUGAGCCAGUACUGGGCCCGACACCAGUCCAAAUAUUGCCCCCACUGUAAGAGAGUGUUCACUGACAGGCCCGACCUCAGCGUCAAUCACAUCCUGGCAGACAUCUCCGACAACUACAGGAAGACUCGGCCACAGCAACCACCUGAUGAGGAAUUGAUUAUAGAUGUCGAGCAGAUGAUCCAGGAAAGGCUGCAGAAGAUAGAGAGGUUGAAAUAUUCUCUCGAGGUGCAGAAGAGCUCUUACCUGAGGGAGGUGCGAGAGAGCCAGAAGGUCUUCUCUGCCCUGGUGUACGCCAUGGAGAAGAGCCACAAAGCAGUUGUUAGUGCAAUCGAGGAGAGACAAAGAGAUGAGGAGAAGCGAGUGGAGACGCUGGUGAAGGAGCUGGAGCAGGAGAUCCAGGAGCUGAGGAAGGAGACCACAGAGUCUGACCACCAGAUUUCUGUGAGCUGCGAUCAAAGUGACGACACGAAGCAAAUUAACUUGAACACUAUUUCCAUCUUGGACAUGAAGGACUGGUCCAAGGUUACUAUAGAGACAGACCCUUGUGUCGGGGUUACCAGACGUGCACUGUCCAACAUUAUGGACAAGAUGAGAGCAGAAGUCAACAGGCUCUCCAAAUCUGAACUUAAAAGAACAGAGAAAUACACAGUGGAUGUCAAUCUGAGUGCCAAGACAGCCCACCCGUGCCUCUCUGUCUCAGACGACAGGAAACAGGUGAAGCACACGGACAAGCUUCAGGAGGUGCCAGAUCACCCCAAGCGCUUUGACCGUGUGGCAAACGUGCUUGCCAAGGAAAGCUUCAGCAGUGGGAGGUGUUACUGGGAGGUGGAGGUCGGGGAGAAGCUUGAGUGGAGCCUAGGCGUCGUCAAACAGUCCAUAAACAGGAAGGGCAAGUUCACCGUCUGCCCUGCUAAUGGUUUCUGGACUUUAAGCCUCAAGGCUGGAGGCCAGUACAUUGCCAACACCUCUCCCGUCACCCAGUUGGCCCUGGAGCAUAAGCCCAGGAAGCUGGGUGUGUUUGUGGACUACACAGAGGGCCGCGUGUCCUUCUACUGCGCAGAAUCUGGGGUCCACAUUUACACCUUCACAGACACUUUCACUGAUAGGCUUCAUCCCUUCUUCAGUCCUGGUCGCCUGCACGGUGGCAAAAAUGCUGCUCCACUCAUCAUCGGUUCCAGUUUUUGCAGCAUCUGAGACUCAUUCUCACAUAUCUCCACUUCCAAAACAGCCACUAUUCCUGCUAUUAUUCUGUGCGAUAAAUGUAUUUAAUAAUUUAUAUGAACAUCUACUGUGAACCACAUUUUCCCAGUCAGAACAGUGAACACGGGUUGUACAAGGACCGAGGCUCUACACUUGAAAAACUUCAAUGAAACCCAUAAACAGAUUGAAAAGGACAGAGGAGGUUGGGAGAAAAGAGAAGGCUCUCAUAAAUGAACAAGUGAGUCAAAGUCAAAAGAAGAGGAGAAAAUGGGCUGCUGAGUUGGAUGGAUGGUAGGGGGUGCAGGGUUGGGACAGAGGUUGACGCGGAGCAGGGGGAGGGAGGGCACAGCCAAACAGCAGGGCAUUGUGCUUGUACACCAGGCACUGGGAGACACACUCAAACACGUUCACGCAUUCACACAAUAACACGGCCGUGCACACAAGCGCAUGCUUCUGCCCACUGCCACACAGACUCGCGCUGGCAUCUGGGAGGGCAGCCCCAUCUCCACUCCUGUCCUGGGUUGUUGGAGCUGAUAGACCCCCCCUGUCACUGUAGUCCAGCUGACCCCUCGGACAGAGCCGUCCCUGCUCCUCAGCCUGCCUGUGGACUAAGGUGAAUUCUCAGGGCCGUCAUUCACUACUCAGAGUGUCCACAGCUGAUCUACACAAGCCCGAGGACCAGUAACACCAGCCUAUUGGACCAAGGAGAGCAGACAGUCCACCAUACUUCAUCUGAGGAUACCCGACCUGAAGUCUGAGGAUCCAGUGGUGGAGCACAUCAUUUGCAGAACUGUAGACAGUCACAUUUCUAUUGUGGGACUAUAACUGGGCCCUCUGCAACAGACAGAGACUGAUA
This is a messenger RNA of Paralichthys olivaceus (Japanese flounder), 2250 nucleotides long. It is a transcript of the gene cldnk, whose product is annotated as claudin k. Gene Ontology annotation, cellular component: plasma membrane; bicellular tight junction. Gene Ontology annotation, molecular function: structural molecule activity. The record is from RefSeq and is a predicted model, not a curated record. NCBI's taxonomy places the organism in Eukaryota, Metazoa, Chordata, Actinopteri, Pleuronectiformes, Paralichthyidae. Gene Ontology annotation, biological process: cell adhesion; bicellular tight junction assembly.